AAAUUGGAGUCCAGACUUGUAUAUUGUCACUUUUGUUGACUAGUAUAUAUAUUUAAGCUAUCAAGUUUCGCCUUAUCCAGCGUGACCUAUAAAGGCUAAAAAAGAUCAAACGACAAUUGUGUUUUCACCGUAGAGAUCCGGUAUGUGACCUAGCUAGAUUUCCGAUUUAAGGAGGAUUGUCACUGGAAUUAACCUUUCAUUGAGGAAGAUUGAACGAUUUAAAAUGGCACAAAGGAGUUUCUCUACAUCGACAUGUCAAGCGGAGUCAUCACAUAGACGUCCUUUAACCUUAAAACUUUCAAAUUGUAAGCAAAAAAGCGAAGAUGAUUAUCAUGCUCAUUCCAAACCAUACAGCGAUGAGUCAGACAGGCUUCGCCGAGUACAGAGUUUUAAGUAUAACAGGAAAUCAAGCAGGAGAUCAAAAGUAAUGUAUCGGGUCAGAGGCAAGUCAAUGAUUAAAGUAAAACUCUCCCCAGUCACGCCUCCUGAAGGAAUCAAUGCAGACUUCGAACUUCAUCUUGAAGGUACAAAGGGAACUCCCUGUGUAACACCGAACAAGUAUGAAAAGUCAUUCAAGUUUUUUGUGGACCCGGACAAUUUAAAAAAUCGUCUAUCAGCAGAUAUCAUUUUCAAAAAAAAUAUGAAAGAGGUGGAAAGAGUACCCGUUUUGGAUCUGCUGGAUAUUGACAAGGCAAAGAGAAUUGAGUGCAAAACGGUUGACCUCCAAGCAUCCCCUCCAGAAUGGAAAUUCUCAGAUCUUAGAACGUUUGACAACAGUGAAGGGUUUUUGUGUGACCAAGAACAAAGGUUUCAAGAGAGAAGAAAACUGUACAUCCUUACUUCUUUACAAAAACUACUUAAUACAGAAUUGAAGGCGGAUGAUGUUCCACACAUUGCAUUGAUGGGGUCAGGUGGAGGAUACAGAGCUAUGGUAGCCAUGUCCGGGAUAAUUAAUGCCCUCUACAAUACAAAAGUUCUUGAUUGCAUCUUAUAUACUGCUGUCUUGUCUGGCUCUUCAUGGUUAAUUGCAACACUAUAUUCGCAUCCUGAAUGGCCAAACAUUGAUCCUAAGUAUAUUCAAAAACAGUUGAAAACUGAUAUAUCUAAAAAUCCGAAAAGCAUAUCGCAAAUAUUGCGGUAUGGUUGGAAUUUCUUUUAUACGAAAUGGGAAGGAAAGUCAUGGAACUUUACAACGGAUGUAUUUGGACCAAUGUUGGGAGGUGUGCUUAUACCAAACAGGUUAAAUUGUAAAUGGAGCGAACAGCAAGAUAAAUUAGCAGAGGGAAUUGUUCCACUUCCAUUAUUGUCUGCCAUUCAUGCAAAAGACGAACAGAAUACCAAAACAUUUCAUGAAUGGGUAGAGUUUUCUCCAUAUGAAGUAAGCAUUCCAAAAUAUGGAGCGGCAAUUGACAUGAAAAAUUUUGGAAGCGAAUUCGACAAAGGACUACUAACACAACGAAUCGACGAAAUUCCACUUUUUAAAAUAAUGGGUAUAUGUGGGAGUGCUUUUACAUUGACUCAUGAAGAGUUGGCGAACAAAGAUUCUAGUGAUUUUAUGACCAAACAGACAAGUGUUAAAUCAAACAGGCAACAUUUAUCUACCAAAAACAAAAAAGAAAAACAUUUAGAUAAAAAAGGGUCUGUCACCUUGGACGUGUUGGACGGUCCUCCCAGAGAACAGGAUGAUAAUGAUAAAGCUAUCGAUUCAUCUGAAAUUGAUGUUCUCGAAAGUGGAUGUGCUUCUUGUGUAGACUUUAAAGAAUCGAAUGUGAGUAACUUUACUGAAAAUGAGGAUGUAUUUCAUGACGGAAAAGAACAAAGAAAACCUCAACUUAUAAGAUCACAACCAAGUGAAGAAGAAAUGGAAGAUUUGUUUGAAAGAGUGUGCCAGAUUCGCAAAGAAGGCGGUCUUAUAUUUGAAGAGGAAAGAACCAGAGAUGAGAGAGUUGUUGGUGAUAUUUUUAAAGAAGGCAUGGCAGAGGCAGAUGAACUCGAUGGUGUUGGCGACUACUGUAAAAAAUUCUUCAUGAAAAGUAGACGUCACAGGGCGGCAAUGGUAAAUAACUUUAUGCGGAAAGUGUCUUUUGAUGAAACAGAUAGUUGCCGUUUGCAAGGAGAUAAAAAUCCUUUAUUUGAGAAUUACUUAAAAAAUGACAUUGAGAAGUUGUGUUUGAUCGAUGCUGGUUUAGCGUUCAACUCUCCGUAUCCACUUCUCUUCAAACCCGGUAGGGACGUAGACCUCAUCCUGUCAUUUGAUUUUACAGACCGAAAAAAAGAUUCCAAUGACCCUUUCAAGACAUUACUAACAGCAGAAGAUUGGGCAAGAAAACAUGAGAUUAAAUUUCCAAAAAUCAACGUUGACAAGUAUGAAGGCAAGAAUGUGCAAGAACUGUACAUUUUUGAAGAUGAAAAUGAUCCCGAAUGUCCUAUUAUCAUGCACUUUGUAUUGGUGAACAAAGAUUUCAGAACGUACAAAAAACCAGGAGUCAAACGAAAUGAAACUGAAAAAGAGUUCGCUAACUUCACAGUAUAUGAUGAUCAGAAAACAUUCAACUGCACCAACUUCCAGUACAGCGCGGAAAACUUUGACAGAUUGUCACAACUUUCUGAGUUCAUAGUUCUGAAUAACAUUGUCCAUAUCAAGGCCUGUAUAACCAAAAGCAUCCAAAACAAACAGAAACGGAAACAGACUGGCAGGCAACGGCAUCCAUCGUCUCCUGUGUAACAUUAUCUACUUGUAUGGAAUAGGACAACCGUCAAAAUUAUAUUCAUGAUGAUUUUAUUUUCGUUACAUGAUAUAUUUAUCAAUAUGACAUUCCUUUUUUUAUUUGUCCUAGUGAUGCCCCUUUGCAUAUUUUUUUAUUCCUUUCUGUUUUUCUUGUGUUGAUAUUACUUUACCAUUUUAGAGUUUUUUCACCCAAUAUGAAAAAAAAAUGAAUUUAACUUUGUGAUAGCAUUUCGUAAUACAAACUACAUAAUACCUUAAAGUUGACUGCAAAUAGCAAAGUCUAGUCGACAGAUGACAGGCUAUUAAUUGCAAAAAUAUGUGUUCAACUCGGUUGGCUCAAAAAGUGGAACAUUGUGUCGAAAAAAAACUUAUUUACUAUUGAUUUCCAAUACUUAAAACAAAAUUAUUUGGUAUCGGUUAUAUUCCGUUAAGACUAUAAUGAUAUUGAAUGAAUGAAUGAAUUGAUAUUUUAUUGCAGAUGCAAAAUUAAUGCUGUAGUAAAAUUACAAAAUAUUUAAAUUGGCAAUUAUAAAAUUAAACAGAGAACAACAUAAUCAAGUCAUAACAAGCGCAGAAAUAUAACUAUUAUGCAAAUAUAAUUAGUGAUCUUAGCUUCCAUGCCGCAGUUAGACAUUUACACAAUUUUCGGUUAAAUUCUCUGUGCUAGCUUGCAAAAGAAAUACAAGUUUUCUAUAAUUUGGCCAUGAACAAUAAUAUUUAGCUAAAAACUGUACCCUCCUAGCUCUAAAAGCAGUCAUAUUGAAAUAUGAACAACGUCGAAUAUUCAGUUUUAGUGUUUGAUUUGUUGGUUUGUUUCAAAUGAAAGUGUUUAUGCAGAACGACUAAAACAAUGUGUCCAUUGACACACCAAAUUUAUUGUCCACUACAUAUAUAAAUUAAACGCUAAGCCUCAUACAAACAAUAUGACUGUUUGUUGUUGAUUUGUUUUUGUUUUUCCGUGUGAAUUUUGAUUAUAUAUUUAUAUACAUAUAGAUUUCCAAACAAUGUAAUUUUAACACACUAUUUAGUAUGUAGAAAUAAAAAAUAAUAUAUAUUUA
Mytilus californianus (California mussel) is the source of this 3786-nucleotide messenger RNA. RefSeq names its product cytosolic phospholipase A2-like. The transcript is spliced from 19 exons. Gene Ontology annotation, molecular function: calcium ion binding; calcium-dependent phospholipid binding. The coding region runs from base 224 to 2725 and encodes 833 amino acids. Gene Ontology annotation, cellular component: cytosol. Lineage: Eukaryota; Metazoa; Mollusca; Bivalvia; Mytilida; Mytilidae. Gene Ontology annotation, biological process: glycerophospholipid catabolic process. The record is from RefSeq and is a predicted model, not a curated record.